Molecule: messenger RNA, 1740 nt
Organism: Vespa mandarinia (Asian giant hornet)
Lineage: Eukaryota; Metazoa; Arthropoda; Insecta; Hymenoptera; Vespidae
Gene: Ak1
Product: Adenylate kinase 1
Biological process (GO): nucleobase-containing compound metabolic process
Molecular function (GO): ATP binding; nucleobase-containing compound kinase activity
Source: RefSeq, a predicted model, not a curated record
AUCGUUCAGCGAUUCAAUCGAAAGUUGUCGGAGAAGAACGUGAACGUUCUCUGUCGAUUACGUUCAUAUCUUUUUGCUUUUCUUCUUUUUGUUUCAGUAUAUACUAUUCGUUUCUCUAUAUUUUUAUUUCUUUUAACAAUUUUAUUCUCUUCUGAUUAUUACGAAAGAAAAGAAGCAUUGUUAAAUCGUGUUUUCACGCAAGUUGUUCGUCUAUUCUUAUCUCUUUCUUUUGAAUUUGUCUUUACGUGACUAUUUAUUACUUCUGACAUUUAAUCAUAAUAAUUAUAAGGUUCUCUUCCUGAAUCUGACUGAAUGUAAUAUGUGACCUUUAAGUUAGUGCGAAUGCGCAAAAUUUUACCCCCACUUAUCAUCCACGAGCCAAUGGCAAAUCGAUAUAUUCGAAAUUUUCACGCGAAAGCACUACUGAACUAUUCUUGUCGGCAGUAGCGACUGUGGUUGCGACUACGGAACUUGCGACGUCGAUCAUGUAGAUAGAUGAAAAACUGUUGAGGAAGGAUUAGAUAGGUGCACUAAGAGUCUUUGUAAAGUACGAAUACAAAAAACAGAAGACUUACCGAAAUCAAAUUUGAUAGAAUUUAAUUCGUCAGAAAAUAUGAAGACGAUAUGGGUGAUUGGUGGUCCUGGAUGUGGAAAGGGAACGCAAUGCGAUCGUAUAAUCAAAAAAUAUGGAUUUUUACAUUUAAGUAGCGGUGAUCUUUUGCGAGAUGAAGUAGCAAGCGGUAGCCCUAGAGGAGCUUCGCUUCAAGAAUUAAUGUCCAAGGGCUUGUUCGUACCAACGGAUAUCGUGUUGGAACUUAUAAAGGAAAAGAUGGAAAAAGCAAGUACCGAAGGUAGUACGAAAACAGGUUUCCUUAUCGAUGGAUAUCCUCGUGAAUUGGAACAAGGGAUCCUUUUUGAAAAAAAUGUUUGUCCAGUUGAUCUCAUCUUAUUUUUUGAUGUAUCUAACGAGACAAUGACUAAAAGGCUUCUCGGCCGUGCCGAAGUGUCUCAAAGAGCUGACGAUAACGCUGAAACCAUCAAGAAAAGAAUCGAGAUAUUUAACGAAAAGAAUGACAAAAUUGUAGAACAUUACAAGGAUAAACUUGUUAGGAUUAACGCCGAAGGAAGCGUCGAUGAAAUAUUCGAUGAAGUUUGUAAAGCGCUCGAUUGUUUGUUGGCUUAAUGUUUUGGCAAAGCACACAACCCUCUGAGCUUUUCUCAAGCAUAGCCUAAUUGUCUGUCAAGUCCAAAAAAGAUUUUUAGACAGAGAUAUUAAGCAAUAUACGAAGUGUGUGAUAAUACCGUUUACAUUGUAAUAAUCGUUUACAUUGUACUAAGAUCCUAUCCUAAAAAAGAAAAAUCGCUCUGAAUAAGUGUGAUAAAUUUUUAUUUUAUUUUUUCUCGUAAAAAUUUGAGUACAUCCGGCACUUUUAACAUUUACUUUAGGCAAUGAAUUUUACGGAACUUUUUUAUACUUCAUGUUUAUGAAAUAUAAACAAAAGAUAAAUCUUUCAGACACUUAAUCCCUAAGAUUAGGGUUUUCAGGUGAAUUGAUUUUACGUCAAUAAUUGUGAGAGCGAUUAACGGAACACCCAUAUCUACAAUUAUUAGAAUAGGAAAGAGUUAAUAUUAUGAUUUCAUUUAACGAUAAAACAAUCUACUCAAGCAAUAUUAUGUUAUUACAUCUUUUCAUAUAUCGAUCGAUACUAUGAAUGCGUAAUAAAUUGUAUAUUGGAAUUA